Messenger RNA from Penicillium daleae, 954 nucleotides. RefSeq lists its product as uncharacterized. Bases 1 to 954 code for a protein of 317 amino acids. NCBI's taxonomy places the organism in Eukaryota, Fungi, Ascomycota, Eurotiomycetes, Eurotiales, Aspergillaceae. The record is from RefSeq and is a predicted model, not a curated record. The transcript has 4 exons. Gene Ontology annotation, molecular function: phosphatase activity.
AUGGUCAACUCCAACAUGAAACCCUCCGCGCCUGCACCCGUCUCGCACAAGAGAAAGAUUAUCAUCUUCUCUGACUUCGACGGCACAAUCUUCAUGCAAGACACCGGCCACAUCCUCUUCGACAACUACGGCUGCGGCGAAGAAGCCCGCAACAAACUCGACGAACAAAUCAAAACCGGCGAGCGAUCCUUCCGGGACGUCUCCGAGGAGAUGUGGGGAUCACUAAACGUCCCCUUCGACGACGGCUUCCUGGUCAUGGAAAAGACGCUGGAAAUCGACCCUGGCUUCCACGAAUUCCACCAAUACUGCAUUGAAAACGGGUUUCCCUUUAACGUCAUCAGCGCCGGGUUGAAACCUGUCUUGCGCAGGGUCCUAGAUACAUUCCUCGGCGAAAAGGAGGCCGCCGCAAUCGACAUCGUCGCAAACGACGCCAUAAUCAAACCGGACGGCUCAGAAUGGAAACCCAUCUGGCGCCACGACACCGAACUAGGCCACGACAAAGCACUCUCCGUCAACGAAGCCCGCGCAAAAGCGCAAUCCGAAUGCCUCCCCGACGAAAUGCCGCUAAUCAUCUUCAUCGGCGACGGGGUCUCCGACCUCGCGGCCGCCCGCGAGGCAGACGUGCUCUUUGCGCGGCGCGGUCUAAGGCUCGAGGAGUACUGCCUGGAGCAUGGGAUUGCGUAUACGCCUUUUGAUAGUUUCCUUGAUAUUAAGAGGGAGAUUGAGGCUAUUAGUGUGGAGGAUUCGAGUAAGACGGGUGGUGUGGGGAGGCCGGUGCGGUAUAACCCGCGUGCGAAUAUGUGGAGGCGGAUUUCUUCUAAGGAGGCGGUGCCCACUUUGAUGGCGGUUGCUACGCCCUCCAAGGAAGAGAAGAUGUUCCUUUGGCCAGAGACGUUUUCCGAUUACAAGCCCCAGGCGACGAUCCAGGAACGUGAUGAGACCGCAACUGCUUGA